AUGGCUUUUUCUCAAGAAACCGGAGGGGCAUGGAGCAUCAUGGAAGAUGUCUUGUUGUGUGAGUGUUGGAUCCAAAUUAGUCAUGAUCCCAUAUCGGGUAAUGAGAUGAAAUUCAGUCAAAGGUGGAAAAAAAUUCUUCACAAAUUUGUUGAAAGAUCGGGUUCCACCCGUACGGAAAGCGCAUUGUCAAGUCGGUGGAAACUUCUCAACAAAGAGUUGGGGAAAUGGAGAGAUGCCCUCACAAAAGCGAUGAAUAACCAUGCAAGCGGGGAAAAUCUAAGCGAUGAGAUUGUGCAAGCUCAAAUGUUCUAUGGUGCUACUGGACUAGGGAAAAAAAGUUUCACCCAUACCCAAUGUUGGGAGGUGGUGAAGCAUUGUAAAAGAUUUAGCAUUAUUCCAACGGUGGUGUUAAACGAGACGCCACUUCAUGAUUCACAAGCUUCGGAUUCGCCUAUGGAAUCCCCUAUGAGUGAAGACUUACCCAUUCAAAAGGAGCCGAGGCCUAUGGGGGAGGAAGGCGGCAAAGGCAAAGAGAGGAACAAGAAAGUCCAAGAAGAUGAUAAGGCAAUGGCAAUAGAAUUUGCUAAAGAAAGGGAGUAUGUACGCAAAGAAAGGGAGUAUCGACGCAAAGAAAAUGAAGAAAGGAAGGAUCGGGAAACCAUGGCCAUGGAUACAAGCCACAUGUCUCCUGAAACAAAACAAUAUUGGAAGCUAGAACGAAAGGCUAUUAUGAGACGAAAACUUUUUCGUGAUGAUGGACCUAGCAAUACGGAUUGGUUAAAUGAUGAAAACCCUUAA
Prunus armeniaca (apricot) is the source of this 798-nucleotide messenger RNA. Lineage: Eukaryota; Viridiplantae; Streptophyta; Magnoliopsida; Rosales; Rosaceae. The record is from the annotation of a GenBank genome assembly.